UGUCGUUCAUAACAAAAGAAAAUCUCCUCACGUUCGGACGUGGAAUUGUCGGUGUUAAAUAUAUAAUAUUCAUUUCUUAUUCUUCUCUUUAUACUCGUGUAUUUGUGCAACUUAUUUCAAUUGAGUGAAUUACUAAAAAUUUUAAACUAGUUCAACUCGGUUAUUGGUCUUUUGUGAAAACCGCCUGAAGUUUAUUUAAAAAAAAUAACAUUUCUUUUUUGUUUCGUUCAUUUCAUUGUGUGCAUACAUUUUUCAAGUGGAUUUAAUUGAAUUUCAUGUUCGCUAAACGCGUUUAUUGUGUGGAUGAUUGUGCCAAUCAAACGGAUUAAAUUGAAAAUGUGAUGAGUGCAGUGCAUUUUAUUCUAGUUUUAUGUUUAUUUUGUGACAUUGUUUUGAAUUUUGAAUAAUAUUUGAAGUUUUAUUUCUAAAAAAUUGGAAAUCUUUGUUCACACUUAAUUUGUGAAUCAAUUUUUGAAGUGGAUUUUUCUUUUCAAACGAUGCUAAAUGAAUCGAACCGAUAAAAGAGAAAGAUUUUAAAAGAAGAAAAAGUGUGAUUUAUUGAUUUCCCUUGCUCAAAAUUUCGAUUGAUAGUACGCGUUGUGUGGCGCGUUUAAAAAAGUAUUUUAGUGAAUAAUGAGUUCAUUUCUAAUGGGCUAUCCACAUCACAUUCAGACUCCAAUGCACGGUGGUUCGUCCAUCGAUCCAAAAUUUCCACCAAACACCGAUGAUUAUCACACACAUCAUCACCAUAAUCAUUUGCAUCACAAUGGUUAUGGACACAAUGGAAAUUCAAUGGGCAGUAGUAUGCCACCGUUGCAAUCGAACAAUGAUUAUAGCAAUGGAAUGCAUCAAAGUGUUUCGAAUGGCAUGCAUCCGAACACAACAACCAAUUACAAUUAUCCGCCAACGAUUAGCGGACACUUCUAUCAACAAAGCUACAAUUCGCAAAUGCAUCAUGUGCCUGCACCACCGCCAACAACAAACAACUCAUAUUCCUCGUCAAAUCUUAACGGAUACUAUGGAUCGUAUUAUGGAUCAAAUGGUAAUCAAAUGAUGGACUUACCAUUGCAAUGUCCAAGUUCAGAACCAACCAAUACUGUUCUCGGACUACAAGAGUUGGGUUUAAGACUGGAAAAGCGGAUAGAAGAAGCCGUGCCGGCGGGACAACAAUUACAAGAACUUGGCAUGCGACUACGAUGUGAUGACUCUGGUUCGGAUAAUGAUGAUUUGCUUGAUGAGGAUCGGUUAAUGUUGGAUCGUUCACCGGACGAAAUGGGCUCACAUGGCAAUGACAUGGAUGAAUUGUGCGGAUCCGACUCCGAUUUAGACGAUGAUGCCAAUGAAACAACCACCGAUGGUGAACGAGUCAUUUACCCAUGGAUGAAGAAAAUUCAUGUGGCCGGUGUUGCAAAAGGUCAAUAUCAACCGGGCAUGGAACCGAAACGUCAACGAACCGCCUACACACGCCAUCAAAUUCUCGAAUUGGAAAAGGAAUUCCAUUUCAAUAAAUAUCUCACCCGGCGGCGACGCAUCGAAAUUGCUCAUACGCUAGUGUUAUCGGAACGUCAAAUUAAAAUAUGGUUUCAAAAUCGACGCAUGAAAUACAAAAAGGAUAAUAAAUUACCGAACACAAAAAAUGUACGCAAGAAAACUGGUAACGAUGGUGGAUCGGCCACGGCAAAUACGAAAAAACCAAAGCGAAUGACCAAAUCAAACAAGCAAUCACAACAGCAGCAGCAGCAGCAGCAACAACAUCAAGCCCCAGUUCAAUCCGAUUGCGUGCGUUCGGAUAGUUUAGAAAGUAUGGCCGACAUGACAUCAUUAGGUAAUAUGCCAUAUAUACCAGCUGCGUCUGAUGUGGCCGAUAUGAUGGCGCAAGGUCCACCACAGCAGCAGCAGCAGCAGCAGCAAUCACAACAACAAAUGCUGAAUCAUCAAACGAAUACCAAUGGCAAUUUAAUGGGUCUAUCGAUGGAUGCAAUGCAUCCGUCACAGCAAUCACCGCCAAAUCACUCACAUCAACAGACCAUCAAUAUUAAACCUGACUAUGGUCUAACGGCAUUGUAGGAUUCGGACGAUGGAAUGCAUGCACUUUUUGAUUUUAACGAUACAAUGUUCAAGUGACAUUUAGAUAAAAUAAAAAAACGAUACAAAUUUAAAUAUAACUUGUGAAUUUCUAAGCCGCAAAAUGUAAAUUCAUCUUGAGAGAAAUGAUAAGGAAGAUAGCAUUUAGUCAUAAUUUUAAUGCAUUUUUUUAGGAUUUAAAUUUUUUGGUUUUAUUUUUUUUCCUUUUGAGUCCCGGUGAAUUCUUCUUUCUGAACGGAAUGGAAUUUACAUGACACAUAUUCGGAUGAUACAGAGACUAGGCUUAUUCGUAGAAUUAUUUGCAGCACAUUUUGCCAUUUUUGUACAAAAAAAAUAUAUCGUUUUUUCCUUCUUUUUAACUAUAGCACACUCUCGCAUUGCAUUGAUUCCAUUGUAAAAAUAAAAUAAUAAUCGUUGUAAUUAGAUCGCAUGCCGUGGCUGGUGCAUUCAUUUUCCAAAGAUGUCCAAUUUUUUCUUUUGUAUAAAUUUGAGGCGAUUCAUUUUUAUGUUUAGAUAAUUUUAAUUAUUAUUAGAUUAUCAUUUGAUGUUAUGCAAUUUAAGUUUAGUUUAAACAUUAUUCAAACUCUCUCAUUAUCUCUCUAAUGGCGAUUUUCUUCAAAAUACAAAAGCCGAGCAUCGGCAUAAUUUUUAGUUGAUUUUAUACAUAAACAUGGAUAGAAAAAAAAUUAAGGAAAUUUUAAUGUACACAAUAAGAUUCUUUGAACCUGAAUUGUGUUCAACAUUUCAUGAUGGAAUAUGUGUCUAAGUUUUUCUCACUGGAGAUGAUAGCAUUAGUAUAUUUAGUGUAUAGACAUUGAAAUAAGAGGAUAACAAAAGAAAUCACCUACAAACAUAAAAAUGUACAUUUAAUUGUGACACUUUACCGCUAUGUAUUAUUGAUAAAUGUAAAUAAGUUUCUGAAUAAACAUGAGACUACAUUGAAAUCGAA
Molecule: messenger RNA, 3034 nt
Organism: Contarinia nasturtii (swede midge)
Lineage: Eukaryota; Metazoa; Arthropoda; Insecta; Diptera; Cecidomyiidae
Gene: Dfd
Product: homeotic protein deformed
Exons: 5
Coding region: 634-2067 (477 amino acids)
Biological process (GO): regulation of transcription by RNA polymerase II; anterior/posterior pattern specification
Cellular component (GO): nucleus
Molecular function (GO): DNA-binding transcription factor activity, RNA polymerase II-specific; RNA polymerase II cis-regulatory region sequence-specific DNA binding
Source: RefSeq, a predicted model, not a curated record